GCGCCAAGACAGUUUGUUUCCACAGGUUGUCACUAUGAUGAACACCUAACGCCAGUCCAUAGCGUCAGGAACAUCUGUGUGGAAUAACCUGGUAACACCAGGCAUCGGCUUUACCACCCAGGAAACAGAAGUGAGAAGUUGCCUCCUGCAGCUAGGGAAGAAAGCACUUUCAAGUGAUUGCUUCUGUGUCGAGACAUAACGAAAGGUAACCAGUAUGGAUGUGGAUUAUAUUGAAUAUGGCGAUUACACCCCAGACAAUGAAACAGAGAGCACCACCGUCACCACAACUGGACUGCUGACUUUCAGUACUCCUCAGUCAUCUCUGACACAUGUUCUGGUGGCACUCAAUAUUCUUAUAUCUGUUGUUGGCCUUGGAGGAAAUUCGUUAGUGAUCUGGGUCUGUGGAUGGAAAAUGAAAAGAACGGUCAUCACCACCUGGUACAUCAGUCUGGCCAUUUCAGACUUUUUGUUCUGUGCCGUUUUGCCCCUGGAAGUAUUCUACAUGAUCACCUCACAUUGGCCUUUCGGACUGGUCUUGUGCAAGCUCACCUCCUCUGUUCUGUUUCUCAACAUGUACAGCUGUGUGUUUCUCUUAGUUCUCAUUAGUGCUGACCGCUGUGUAUUGAUUUUGUUUCCCGUUUGGGCACAUAACCACCGGACAGUGCCGAAAGCAUCUGGGAUUGUUGUGCUUAUGUGGGUCUUUUCUGCCCUUCUAACGUUUCCCUCACUGCUCUUCAGACAAACCACAGUCCACGGCUCUGUCACUCAGUGCCACACCAAUUACAUGAGCCAUUCCAUACACAUGGCAGUGGUACUGACUCGAUUCAUCUGGGGGUUCCUGAUUCCUUUCCUUGUGAUAGUCGUCUGCAGCACGGUGCUCUGCGUGAAGCUGAGAACUUUAACCAUCAAGUCAACCAAGCCUUACAAAGUCAUGGCGGCGCUCAUCCUGACGUUCUUCUUCUGCUGGGUCCCCUAUCAUACCUUUGUUCUGUUAGAGUCAGAUGUGGAGAACCACCGCGUGGAGGUACUUCACACUGGCCUGAAGGUGGGGGCCACCCUGGCUGCAGCAAACAGCUUCAUCACCCCAGUGCUCUAUGUGUUCAUUGGGAAUGACUUUAAACAAAUCCUAAGAAAGUCUUUGAAAUCAAGGAUAGAGGACGCAAUGGCAGAGGAUUUCCGCACAGGUGGUCUCAAUCACUCAAGGUCUAAGCAGAUGGAAAUAAUCUAAAAUCAAGUUGAAACCUUUGUCAUCAAUUACAAACAGUAUUUCACUGUACAGAACAUUAUUAUAGCAGUGCACCCCCAGAAAAUGUUCACAGAGGUAGCCAGAUGGGGCCAAAACCAAAAGCCAUAACUGAAUUUCAGGAUUUCAAUUAUGCUGCUGUAGUUAACAGGCUAGUUAAAAAAUAUGUCAGUGUAAGAGUUAAGAGAUCGCGUACUGAUAUGGUUUCCUGUUUUACCGUCAAUGUUAAUUAUCUGAUGUGCAAUGUCUCAUACCAGUACACUUAACAUUUUUAGUUCCACAGAAAUUUGGUUUUAAUGUGUUAUUCACCUGUAAAAACAUGUCUUAGAUGAUUUAUUGUUCUUCAAAUAAGCUGGUUGUCCUUUUCCUUUAAAGGACAAAUACAGCUUUAUUAGAAAAAGAACAAGGAAGGAACAAAAAAAUAACAGGAACAAGCAAUUUUAAAAACACCACAUAGAGUUCUCCAAUUAUUUUAGACUAUUUUUGCGAGGUGGUGGUAGCGCCACAGAUAAUAGAGCUGGGUGACGUUGACAGAAUCAUAUGUCAUGGCAUGUUUUACCUCAGACAUAUAUAUUGUUUAUAUAUGCAUCAAUAAUUUAUUUAUAAUGAUGAUAAAAUCUCAAAUGUCACAAUAUCAAUUUUGCAUGACACAAUGAUUGCAUUUAGUCAUUUUAACAUCUUAUGUCUUUCAACUUGUAUAAAUACUUGUAACUUGUAAAAAUAUAUUAUUUUUAGAUUGCUUUCAUGAGUGUGAAUGAAUUGCUUGUGUUAGUACGUUUGUAAACCAGUCAGCCCCAAAUUAGCCACUGCAGGACAGUAUUUUGAAUCGAAUUCAUCAUCAUUUACAAUAUAUUCUAAUUUGGUUGGGCUGAUCAUGAGCGAAUUGAGUUGAAAUAUUCAUGUGGCCCUAUAUUAGAUGUUCUUGAAAACCAAGUACUUUUAAUCUUAAUCCUAUUAUCAGUAUUAGAUGCAUAUUUACAUUUUCAAAAGGAAAGUGAACAAAUGAAUGAUGUACUAACAUUGUUGUAACUUUAUUCUGUUCCCUUUGAUUUAAACUUCUGUCUUUGAUUAAAUGUAGCACUCGUAGCAAGCAGAACUGCUGAAUAUUUUAUUUGUUUUAUUUUAAAGUUAAUAAAACAUAUCACACCUGU
Molecule: messenger RNA, 2394 nt
Organism: Epinephelus lanceolatus (giant grouper)
Lineage: Eukaryota; Metazoa; Chordata; Actinopteri; Perciformes; Serranidae
Product: chemerin-like receptor 1
Biological process (GO): phospholipase C-activating G protein-coupled receptor signaling pathway; complement receptor mediated signaling pathway; inflammatory response
Cellular component (GO): plasma membrane
Molecular function (GO): complement receptor activity; G protein-coupled receptor activity
Source: RefSeq, a predicted model, not a curated record